ACAAUAUUGAUGUAAAAUAUUAGUCCAGGUAGUACAUGGAUAGGAUGUGAGUGAUAAUUUCCUGAAAUCAUUAAGAUGCUCCAGAAAUCAUUAAAAUGCUUCUAAGCAUUGUGAAAUAUGAACUUGAACUCUUCCUGAAUACUCUUCUCUUUUAAAUUUUCAAAUUUUAAAGCCUAUUUUGCCCCACUCUCCAGUAUGAAACAUGUGUCCUAAUAACAAAAGUUUUGGGUAUAAACAAUUUUCUCAGCAUGUGUUGGGGCAACUUCAUCUCCACAUCAAGUGACCUCCGUAACCUUGAGCCACGCCAUGUGAAAACCAACAUAGUGGCUUUGUGACCAGCAGGGAUCCAGACCAGCCUCGGGGCAUCCAUGCCGUAUGGUCAGGAUACACGCUGUUCGCUAACGGUUUCUCUAAUUGCAAUAGACUAUGAAAGCAAACAGCAUAGAUCCUGACCAGACUGCGCAACUGUGCAGGUUGAUCUGGAUCCAUACUGGUUGCAAAGCCACUAUGUUAGUUUUCUCAUGGUGGGCUCAAAUGUUAAUGGAUAUUAGAGUACUGUUUAAGCCAGUGCAAGGGGGUGAGUGGGGUUGCAUAUUACAUUACCAAUCAGUCAAACCAAAUCUGUUUCCAUCCAGGUAUGAAGUUUGACAUCUAGACUUAGCAUUUGGCUACCUUUUACAUGUAAGUGUUUGAUGCCCAAGGUAUGUCUGUAUUUUGAUUCUUUACAUGGCCUUUUGUACGGUUUCCAGGGUCUCAACUUUUUUAGAAUCUGCAUAACUAUUUUGAGAAAUCUUUUGUCUUUGAACUUAACAUUCUGAUACAAUGUACUUUGGUGAUAUGUGAGGUCUUUUGAUGAUUUCAGUUUGAUCAAUAUGCAAAACUGUCUGGAAAAUAUGCAAAACUGUCUGGAAAAUAAGAUGUUUUCUGAUGAUAACAACAUGUGCUCACUAACAGUAAGUAUAUAUUACAGGUGAGAACUAGCCCUGGCUAUCUUUCACUACUUUGGAUUUUGCUGUUGAUCAAAUACAAGACAUAUCUCAUUGUCAUCAUGGCAGGAGGAAAUAUCAUACUGAAAGGGGUACUCCUUUUAGUUGUAGUUGCUGUGGUAAAAGCAAAACCAUGGUGGGCGAAACAGAAAAGCAACUGUAAAAAAAAUUUUCCUGAUGAAUGCCCACCUGGUAUGGUCUGCCUUCCAGCAGGAAAUUCGAACAACCCUAAAAGCCAGUUCAAAUGCAAACCCUGCGAUUGUGCUAUCUUGACUCAAUGUCAUUUGGUUAGUCAGCCAGGACCAGAUCAACUUGUAUGUAACUGUACAGGCUCUGGAUUCACUGGUGAAACAUGCCAUGAAGACAUUGAUGAGUGUGCAACAAACACAGACAAUUGUGAUACAAAUGCAGCGUGCACAAACACAAAUGGAAGUUUCACGUGCACGUGUAACCAAGGAUGGACUGGCAAUGGAGUUACGUGUACAGACAAUGACGAGUGUGCAACAAACACAGACAAUUGUGAUACGAAUGCAGCGUGCACAAACACAGAUGGAAGUUUCACGUGCAUGUGUAACCAAGGUUGGACUGGCAAUGGAGUUAUAUGCACAGACGUUGACGAGUGUGCAGCUGAAACAGACAAUUGUAGUCCAAAUGCAGAAUGCACAAACACUGAUGGAAGUUUCACCUGCAUGUGUAACUCGGGUUGGACUGGCAAUGGAGUUACAUGCGAGUGUAUUGAUUCAAACAGUUGUAUUGCGAAUGCAGCAUGCGUAAACACUACUGGCAAUUUCCAGUGCUUGUGUAACGACGGUUGGUUUCACACUGGAUAUCUAGAUUUAUGCGAGUGUGAGAGUUCAGCCAGUUGUGAUGAGAAUGCAGCAUGCAUAGACACUCCUGCCAAUUUUCAGUGUGUGUGUAAUGACGGUUGGAUUGGCGAUGGAGUUAAUUGCACAGAGGAAUGAAGUCCUAGUCAAUGGCAGUCCAGGUUUGCCUGCACCAGUUUCAGUACCUGGAUACUGCUGUGGAACCUCCAAAGAGGACCCAUUGAAGAUGACAUCUAGAAUCACAAUGCAUUUAUAUAUCAAUUCAUGUUUAAUUGGUAGAUUUAUACAUUAAAAUUAUAAUAAAAUUUCACUUAUAAAUGUGAGUCAGCGGCACAGUGGUUAGCAGGUUGACUUCAACGCCAGUGGUCUGGGUUCAAUUCCCAGUCGCGGCUGAUAUCCAGACUAGUGUUCAGUGCUGGGUGAUUUACUUAAAUUGGUACUGUUUCCAGCAGUAUCGGCCUAGACUGGAUGCUGGGGAGGUAAAGAUGAUGCCUACCAUGGGCUCAGCUGGAAAUAAGUUGUCCCAUCCAUUCCAGGUGGGGAUUUCAUCGACUACCCACGUCAAACAAGAAACCUUUUACCUUUUUAUUAAAGGAGCAGACCUGCAGAUGAAGAUAAGACUUUCAGAAAGCAGUGACAUUAUCAAAGUUCAAAAGUUCUUUAUUUUUUCUAGCAAUGGCCUGUACACAAUCUGUAUUCUCGAAAUAGAAAUCUUUAUGUGUAAGUUUGUAUAUGAAUCCAUUGUCCUUCUUUCAUGACCAAGAAAAAAAAAAUCUCUUUUUCAUAUGAAUGUUAGAAAGGUAUUGUGUGUUUAUACAUGUCUUAAUAUAGUAAAUAUAACAGAUAACUGGCUAAUAAUUAAUUAAUUAAUUCUUCUAUAGAUUUCAAUGUGUUAAGUGUAAUUAAUAGAUAAGCUCUCUUUUAAACAUUCAUUUGCUAAGAAAUUCACAAACACAGUUCUGAAUUACUACUUAUUAGGCGUAAA
Molecule: messenger RNA, 2795 nt
Organism: Mercenaria mercenaria
Lineage: Eukaryota; Metazoa; Mollusca; Bivalvia; Venerida; Veneridae
Product: adhesion G protein-coupled receptor E1-like
Exons: 8
Coding region: 1049-1948 (299 amino acids)
Molecular function (GO): calcium ion binding
Source: RefSeq, a predicted model, not a curated record